This is a messenger RNA of Pocillopora meandrina, 3547 nucleotides long. The record is from the annotation of a GenBank genome assembly. NCBI's taxonomy places the organism in Eukaryota, Metazoa, Cnidaria, Anthozoa, Scleractinia, Pocilloporidae.
AUGGCAGACGAUAUCGAUGAUUUAUUAGACGAAUGUGAGACGAAGUUUUUCGACAGUGGAAAAAAACCUAAGCAGGAACCCACCACCAAAUUGAACUCCAGCUUGAGCUCAGAAACGGGAAAGACAUCAAGGUACAAGGACAGAAAACCGAAAAGGUAGAAACGUUUUUACCCUCCCUCCCCAGUAUAGCAUUCUUAUUUUUACUCUUUUAUUUUGAGUAAAUUGGCGUGAAUGACUCUUUGUUUCUUAGUUCACAUAUUAAAAAUGCUGAUCGAGAUGAACUACAUGAUAUGAUCCAAGAAUGUAUGGAUGAUGGACCAGAAAUACCUGAACUGAGAGAACAGGUAAAACUAACCAGUAAACUAUCUAAUUUUCUUAGAUUUCCAGAAACUAAUCAAAAGACUAAUUCCUUGAUGGAGUUUCCCGCAUAGAUCGUGGCAUUUUAAGCAUUCAUUUAAUAAGUGCGAACGAAAAUUCGGUUUCCAUGCCAACGGGUGUGCGUAGGUCACGUGAAUGAAAACCAAUCGGAUUAUGAUUUUUGUUAAGCCGGUUGGCUGUUUAUCGAAGUAAGAAGAAUAUUGAGAUUAGCUUUUCAAAGUAAAUUUCGUACGAUUUCACCUUGUAAACUAAUCUGAUGAUGAUCCAUAUUGUCAUCAUUCUUACCAUUAUUAUUGCCUGACUUCCUCCAGUCCAAGCCUUCUUUAAUGACUAUUGUUACUAAAGAAAAGACUGGAGUAGUGGCAAUGACCAAUGAUGAAAACUUCAACUAUUAUAAAGAAUCAAGGAGAAUUUAAAUCUGGAAAAGUUUGAUUGAGAAAGUUAAGCACCUGAUUGAUUGAUAAAGUUUCUCAACCAUUAACAGCAAAGCCCUUGCAAUCUAAAAGUACUUUUGUCACUCAGAUGUAAACUGCUCCAUGGGCUUCUCCAGCAGGAUGUUGGUUAUCAUUCAUUGAGCAUAUGUUAAAAGAGAGAGAGAUAGAGAUCAGAGUAGCUAAUGUUUAUGUUUUAUACUAUACAACUAAUACUCACAUGUUGCAAUCAGUAUGACUAUUAUGGGCUAUGAGCAGAGUAUUAAACAAAGAUAUGAGCUAUUGAAUCAAGGAGUCUGUUUGAAAAAUCUUCAAAAGAUUGUUUCUUGUCUAACUUUUAUGGGGACUGCUUUGAAUUCUAAGCUUACUUACCGUCAAUGGUCUUCUGUCUCAACUUCAUAAGUCAAGGGAAAGAAUGACUGCACAGAAUGAAUUAUAAAUUUAUUUAUAUAUCCUUAUUUUUAUUAAUUUCUAUUACAGCCAACAAAAUCUUUGUCCAACUCAAACACAACAGAUUUAAGUUCAGCACGAAAGCGUUGUGUCAAAGUUUUUCUAGGCGGUUCUAAAUUUGCAAAAGGGCUUUGCACUGGGUCGGAAGAGCGGUAAGUGUGUUAUUGAAUACAAGAUAUUUUUCAUCACUAAUUUGUAUUCUGCAACAAAAACUCCUCAGUGCCAUAAUUUUUACAAGAGCUUUGCAACCCUUCUAGUUGCCUUUACCCUUUAACCUUCAAGAUUUAAAUCUCAACUUUUUGGCAAAGUUCUGGUACAUCUUACAAUUUCAUCAUUGAUAUUUUGGUGUUAAAUGAAACAGUGUCCCUAAGCUUUAAUAACCUUUCCUCAUUUCACCUCUCUGCUAAUAAAAUAUUGAAAUUGGAAGGUGAAAUUCCUUCUUGAUCACUACUGGGAUAGGGAGGUUUAUUGAAAGUUUAAAAUUGGAAGAGGAAAUUUCCUAACCCUAACUCUAACCACUGCCUGUCCCUUGCACUUCAAAAAGAAUUUUUUUUCUAGAGUUUAAAAUUAUUACAAUGAAAUGUAAACAGUGUUCUAUCUGAAAACCAUAACUCAACAGAAAAAUCAAACCUAAUUAUUGCUUCAUGAUUCUUACAGCCAAUAAUAUUGAUGCAAAGUUGAUUAAAAAUUUUCAGCAAGCUGAAUUGCAGUGAAUAUUAUUAAUCUUUACUAAUAUUAAUCUAGAUAUCGAUAACUGAGAGGCCUGGACUGGGUACAGGCAAGGUGCAUAUUAGUGUUUUCACUUUCCUUAUGAUUAGGCAAUUUGUUUGGCAUACAAGUCAUAAUACUUGGCUAGAAUCAAUGGCCGUUCAUCACACUAACCCAUUUUAAUUGGGAAAUUACUUAUAAUAAGUAUAUUACCACUUAGUUGUCUGUGCACAAGUUAUUAGUGAUCUAGCAAGCAAGCAAGCAACGAUCUAUUUCUAGCUUUGAGCAAGUUUUAGUGUCCCUCCCACCCACACCAUCAACAGUUUGAUUGUGUAUUAAUCUCAUUUGUGUUUGUAAUUUAUCCUUGAUUACUGGACUGUUGGUGUAGUGUAUUCAUCAAAUAUCUCUCAUGGAAUAGUCUAGUGUGUUAUUUACGUAGAAUAUACACAUUUAAUGAACUGUUUAGUCCCAAAACAAGCCUCUGUCUGUUGUGGUGUUUAGAACAAAGUGCAACACCUCUCAGGUUUCUAAAAUGUCAGUCAUAUACCCCAUUCACACCAGCAAAACAUGUUUUGUUAAACUGGUUUUCAUUGAAUGAAAAUUAUAAACAGAGAACUGAAAAACUUGAUUUUCCAUUGGAUUCAAGACAGACCUGGGUUCGGUUAAAUAGUUUCUAUGAUGAAAAAAAAAUUAAACUGUGUUUAACAAAACAAAACAUGUUUGCUUUGGUGUGAAUGGGGAUUUACUAGGGAUUCAGACAGACCUGGGUUCUUACUUCAACAAAACGUGCAUGAUUUAAGGACAGGCAUUUUAUAGUAGGAGGCAAGAAAAGAUUUAUCAGUUGCAUGAAUUGGUGGUUUUAAUCUUUGUUUUCAUAUUUAGGGUGUGUGACAAGCUACGAUGUACAUCAUGUGAUUUCAAUGUGGUCAUCCUGAAUGACUAUGAGUGGCACAAAGAUUGUGAUUAUUUAUUCUUCAGAAAUAAUAUACCAGAUUUUGACAAGCUUAUAAGCAAACUAACAAGGAAAAGAGGUGAGAUUGUGGAGAGUUCAUUUAAAAAAUAGAGGUCACUUCCCAACACUGUGGCCCAGGCUCAAUUUCUGAACCUGGCAUCAUGUGUUCCCUUGGUUCCCAUCCUUACUCCAGGUCACCUAGCUUUCUUCCCUUUACAAUAAUGAACAUUACAAAUUUUUAAUUCAACUCAGAAACUUUGGACUGGAAGGACCAUCUCAUGGAAUGUCUGCUACUUAAUCAUUACUAUUAUGACUAUUAUAACUACUUUUUUUUUCUCCUUAAGAGAAUGAAAUUUUCAAUUGAAGGUUUUGUUGAGUGUCUGUUUUAGAGGUUUUUAUUUCAUAGAAGGUGAGGAGUAGAAGGGGAGAGGAUAACCAAAUGUAACCAAAUGUAAACUGUACCAGUGUAACACAAUCCCAUCACCACAUUUUUUGCAAUUAUUUGUGAUAUUUUUGGACAGGUUGCUGUGCUUAUGCCUGCCAGUGUACAUGGAAAUCAGUUGUGAAACUGACAGAGCUCUGGUCUGGUGAUCCACAGCUGAAAUGGGUUUGUGGAAAACACAGUUGA